Molecule: messenger RNA, 2690 nt
Organism: Cladocopium goreaui
Lineage: Eukaryota; Dinophyceae; Suessiales; Symbiodiniaceae
Source: the annotation of a GenBank genome assembly
AUGGAGCGCCCCAGCGCCUUUCCGCGCAGUGACCCCAGUGACCCCAGCCCCGGUGGUCUCGGCCGGGCUUUGUUCCGGCGUGGCGACAACGUUUGCCGUGGCGUUUUGGCAGCCAAUGGCCUUUACGGUUCAGUGUCCACAGCAUGUCGAGUGCAACGGCAGCGAAAGCUCUACCCUGGGGUGGACCAUGAACAGGACCCUUGGAGAGAAGUGCCCUGGGGCCAGUUGCCGCCCUUGGCUACGGAGCUUCUGCAACGGCUGCAGCAGUUGCAGAGAGACAUGGAGGCGGCAUAUGGUCCGCAUUUGGAGCCCUGGGAUGUGCGAAUGGCAGAAUUGGAGGAAGUGUUUCGUCCUAAUCGCUGUGCCUGCACCUAUGGUGAGCUGGAUCACUUCGGCUUCGCCCGGCUCUUGCAGGAGGCCUCCCUGGGCCCUGGCCACAGCUUCGUGGAUGUCGGGAGUGGCCUUGGAAAGCUGGUGGUGGCUGCUGCCUGCGUAACGCCAGAUGAAGUCCCCUGCUAUGGGGUGGAAAUAAGCCCUUUCAGGCAUCAGACUGCACAGGAAGGACUUCAAGGUCUGCAAUCCAUGGGCAGCAUCACCCGACGCGAGGCAGCUCGUGUGCAGCUGCUGUUGGGCAACUGCGGGGACGAGCAAAGCAACGGAGUUCCCUCCCAACUGCUGGAAGCAACGCAUCUGAUUCUGACCAUGCGAAGGAGCACCAAAGCAGUGAACCAACUCUGCAAGGCGCUGCAGGCUUACGGGCCGUUGCCCAAUGGUUCCAGUGCUCAGAUAUCAUCCACAGUCUUUCCACAAAGCUUUGCGAUGGCAGAAGCGGAAGACGAAGAUGCACCAGCUGCGGCAGAGGAGUGGCAGAGGCUGAAGCCGCAGGUCUAUGAGGACGUGCAGCUGAACUACCGCUUAAUUUGCGAGGGCUCACCGGACUCACAGGUUGCGCGCUAUGGCGCUGUGGAGCGUUCCUUCUGUCGCCUGGAUGUCUCGGGUCGGCCUUCCGUGGAGUUCUUCCUUGGAGAGGAGAUCAGCUACCCCGUGACGGGAGAGGCUCACAUCUUCGAACCCAAGGCUGCAGAGCCGAUGCCUCGAUGGCUCACCGAGGCGGCGCUGUUGCUGAAGCGCGCGGGGGCAAAGGCGGAGCUGCUGGAAGGCUCCCCGUUGCAAGUCUCUUUGGUCUCGGUACAGCAGGGCCUUAUGUUGCUCCCAGAUGGAGUGAUGUUCAGGCGUCUCCAUGGGGCGCCGCUGCUUCCGCCCACCGGUCCUGGCCUUCCCAGAGAUGCUGCCACGGUGAAAGCCGCCUGGCGCGUGUGGUUCGCCCGCAACGGGGAGCUGGUGAUGAACACAGGAAACGAUCUCUGGGAGGAGGAUGCUGCGGUGCAGCUGGUGAUCGAUGAGGAUGAGCUGAUGAUUCCCUUGGAGAUGGGCCUCAAGCAGUUGCAGGCCGGUGCUGCUGGAUGCCUCCGAGUUUCCGAGCGCUGGGGCUUUGGUGCGCUGAUGCCCGCAGGAAGCCCAACGCUGAGGGGCGCUGAUGUGUGGAUUGAGCUGGUGAUGCACGAGGUCAUCAACCCGCCAGAAGCCAGCGACUUUGCGGAUGACGCCGCUCGCCUGGAGUUUGCGCAGAGGAGGAAGGAGCAGGGCAACGGCCACUUGGCGCGUGGCGAGGUGGGCGGCCUGGCACGGGCCGUGCGGCGCUAUGCCGAGGGGGCCGCAGCGCUGGCAGGUUGCGAUGAAGGGCAGGGGCUGCGGAUCGCUCUGCAACUCAACGGUGCACAGGCGCAGCUGCGGAGGGAGCGCUUCGACGAAGCGAUUGGGCUGUGCGAUCUCGUGUUGGCCGAAGAGCCCAACGUCAAGGCCUACUAUCGCCGUGCAGCUGGCAAGCAACAGCUUGGUGAUUUGGAUGGCGCCUAUGAAGAUCUGAAGCUGGCGGCACAGAUGUCGGAGGAUGCUUCUGUACGACAGCAACUGGCCAAAGUGCAGGUGCUGCGACAGAAGCGAAAGGAACAAGAGCGACAAGCUUAUGGAGGCGUCUUUGAGAAAAUGAGACAGCAGGAUGAGGAACGAGCGAAGAAGGAAAAGGAAGCGGAGGAGAGGAGGGCCAAAGAGGCACAAAAGGAAGCGGAAGAACGUGCCAAAGAGGCGCGAGAAAUGGAGGAAAGGAUGGCCGUGGAAGAGGCCGCGAAGGACAAGGCCGAAGCUGCCGUCGACUCGCUGAUGGGGAAGUCCGAGGAACCAGAAGAAGUGGAUUUCCGAAGCGUUCGCUUGUCUACCAGCCAGCCUGAGGAGAAGGGGAUUGCGGCCCUGAUGCCUCCAAGCAACACGCACAUCACGCAGCCGCCACCACCAGUGGAGGACUAUCAGGUGCCAUCCUUUCUGCGGCGGAAGCAAAAAACAUCGAGUUUGAAAGAUUCCAAAGGCGAAUCCAAAGUGGCAGCCAAAAAAAAGAGCUCUGGAUGGGAUGCUGGAUGGGACUUGAAGGGGAUGGAGGCCUUCAGGAAAGUCAUAUCAUCAGUUCUGAGUUGUACCAAGAUCAGUUUACAGUAGGUCUUGAAACCUUAACUCUUGCCCGGCUUGCCCCCUGAAAAAACGAAGGUGGCUUUGUGCUUUGCAUCGGUUCCAGGGUAUCUCCAGAAUCGCCAAGGUCGACUGCGAACCUUGUGGUCAGUCACAAAGCACAUCAAAAU